This is a messenger RNA of Schistosoma rodhaini, 2608 nucleotides long. Lineage: Eukaryota; Metazoa; Platyhelminthes; Trematoda; Strigeidida; Schistosomatidae. The record is from the annotation of a GenBank genome assembly.
CGUUGUAGCUGACUGACUGACUGAGUGGUAGGUCUCAAAACAAGUAAAGCAAUAUCAAUGAAGAAUGAGAUUCCAUAGCCCUAUGCUACGGUAGGCCAAGUUUGUGCAAAUCAAGUAUUCUAUUAAGUCUAAUUAAAAUAAAUGUAUAUUUGUCAUCUUGAUAGUUGGCUGAAAGGUCAUUUUCCAACUAUUUACUGCAUAGUCAUCAUAGGUUGCUUUUUUAAUGAAAAAGCAUUCGCAAAAGCCUUCAUAAGUUUUGAAAACUUUACGACGGUACCUUAGUUUUAAAAGACUUGAUUUUCCAUUUCUGUUCAUCACAUUCAUUCCUCAUCCUAAACAUUUCAGAUUUUCAGAAAUGCCUACGAACAAUUAUGUUGAAUGCAGUUUUUGGAAUUUCGAUAGUCUUUUUCAACCACAACAACAUCCUGCUCGAGAUGCACAUGAUACAUUUUUCCUUUCGGAUCCUGAGAUUUCAGAUAUUAACAAAACAGUCGAAACUUGUUACAUUGAUAAAGUUCGUACUGCGCAUAGUCAAGGUGCUUUUGGUAGUCGAGGCUAUCAGUCACCAUGGCUAAUGGAGGAAGCGGAGAAAAAUUUGUUGCGUACACAUACAACAGCAGUGAGCGCCCGUAUGCUUCAUGCAUUAUCUAAAAAGAAUCCAUUUACUCCAGCUAAAUAUUACAGUAUUGAUCGUGUGUUUCGAAAUGAAAAUCUGGACGCCACUCAUUUGGCAGAAUUUCAUCAAGUUGAAGGUCUAGUUGCUGACUUUGGUCUUAGCUUAGGCCAUUUAAAAAGUGUAAUUCGAACUUUCUUUUCAAAGUUGGGACUUACGCAACUGAGAUUCAAACCAGCAUAUAAUCCAUAUACUGAACCGAGUAUGGAAAUUUUUAGUUAUCAUCCUGGUCUCAAGAAGUGGGUGGAAAUAGGUAAUUCGGGACUAUUUCGUCCGGAAAUGCUUAGACCAAUGGGGUUACCUGAAGGAUUGUCUGUUAUAGCCUGGGGAUUAUCUCUGGAACGUCCAACUAUGAUUCGAUAUGGUUAUAAAAAUAUUCGUGAUUUAAUUGGCACCAUUGUGUCGAAUGUACAAGUGUUAGUGCCUGGUUUCGUACCAUUUAUAAUAGCGAGUUUUACUACCGUGAUAUUUAAUUUUUGGCAUCAGUUGUUUUUGCAAACUUGGAAAUUAUUUUUACAUAUGUCUGUAAAUGUACAUUACUUUUCUGUCAAGAAUUUCACUGCAAUGAGCAAUGAAGUAGUACCUUUUUCAAAACCAAGGAGCUCCGAUACGUUAUUAUCUACUUGCCAAUCAACAGAUUUGGAUGAUCAUGUUAGUGAAAAUAGACUAUUAAAGAUGAAGAUAUUAGAACUGUCAUCAGAAUUACAGAGGAAUAUAAUUUAUUUCAAUCGACUUUUGGGGGCGACUGAAUAUGAACUGGAACAAAGCAAAAAAACAAAUGAAGAUUUGUUAGACAAACAGAAUUUAAAAAUUCAAUCUUUGCAACAUGAGAAUGAAACAUAUCGAAAUGAGAUAUCAGCUUUAAAAAUUGAUUUAAAGAAGAAUCAAGAAGCUAUUCAAUUGAAACAAGAUAAAAUUGAUCAAAUGGAAGUGUAUUUAGCUAAAUUACCAACAUUAGAAGAUUAUCAAGAAACUUUAAACAAGUUUCAAUUAAUGAAAAAUCAAAAUUUAUUAUUAGAAAAUCAUAUUGAAGAAUAUAAAAUGAAAUUAAUCCAUAAUGAUAUACAAUUAAAUAAUGCUAAUAUAAAAAUUAAACAAUAUGAAGAACGUGAACAAUUAAAUAAAAAAGAUCUUAAUGAAAGCAAAAUUGAAAAAUCUGAUGAUAUGAAAGCAUCAAAGGUGAUACCAAUUUUUGUUGAAGAUUUGAAAUGUGAAUUAGAACGUUAUCAGAUCGCAUUUGAAAAAACUAAAAAACUACUUGAAACGGAAACAUGUCGUUCUGAAGCCGCAGAAUCCCAUCAAAAAUUGGAACAACAUAAAUUCAAUGAAUAUCGUACACGUGUGGAAGCAGAAAUUAUUGGUAUUAAAGCAUCUUUAUCACUUAGACAUAGUGAAAUUCGUCAAUUAAAUAAGCGUAUUUCUGAUUUAACUUUAGAAAAACAAAAUUUACAUAAAAAUUUAUUUAAAUCAUAUCAAUUAUUAAAAUAUUUUAUUACUAUAUUGAAAUCAUUAAAUGUUCAAUUAAUUAAACAAUUAUAUAAAUAUAUAAAAGAGAAUAUUAAUGAAAUUCAAUGUAUUGUUAAACAAUUCAUUAAUUUAUUAAAUGGUAUUCAAUUAAAUUUAAAUGAAUUAUUAAUACAACCAAAACCAUUAUUAAAUAUAAAUGAACAAUAUAAUGAAUUGAAUAUAUCAUCAUCAUUAUCAUCAAUAAUAAUAAUAAAUAAUGAUAAUAAUAGUAAAGAUACAUGGGAAGAUUCAUUUGAUGAUAUUAUAACUAUUGCAUCACAAUUAACAAAUAAUAUUAAUCCAGAACUAUUACAUAAUUCUUUAGAUCAAUUAAUUAAAACACGUACAUUACUAAUAAAGUUACGUCAACAACUAGCUAAUAAAUAUGCAGAUCAUUUAGGUGAAAAAAUAGAUUGUAUUGUUCAAUGA